Messenger RNA from Phoenix dactylifera (date palm), 1109 nucleotides. The record is from RefSeq and is a predicted model, not a curated record. Lineage: Eukaryota; Viridiplantae; Streptophyta; Magnoliopsida; Arecales; Arecaceae.
AGUCCAGGUCCAAUACGAUCGGGCAGCAACCUUUCCAAGCGCUGCAUUUAGUCGUGAGCUCGUGCACGGCUUUUGAAGCAAUUAGAAAGAAGGCCUCAUUUCCCAGCCACCCAAGUUCGCGCAACGGAUAAGCCCGCCAAAACAAUGGCCGCCGCCGCCUCCUCCUCCUCCUCCGCGGCCGCCGCGGUCCUCCUGUCUUCCCAGCCCUCCGCCGCCCCCAAAGCCCUCCUCCAAAUCCCUUCCUCUGCCUUUCCCUCAAAAACCCCACCUUUCUUCCGACCCGGAACCAAACUCUUCGUCUCCUCCCCUCCCCCCUCCCGAACCCUCUCCCCCAAAUCUCCUCGCCCCACCGCCGGCGGCGGCGGCGAGGAGGAGAGCAUCUUCUUCGAUGGCGGUGCCCACUAUGGCGACCUCGUUGCCAACCUCCUCCUCGGCUUCACCCUCCUCUGGCUCCCCCUCACCCUCGCCGCUGUCUCCCGCGCCUUCUUCCUCCGCUACCGCUUCACCAACCGGCGGGUCACCGUCAUCUCCGGCCUCACCGGCCAGGACCGCAGCGACUUCGCCUACGCCGCCAUCCAGGACGUCAAGGUCGUCCCCAGGUUCAUCGGCGAGUGGGGUGACAUAGUGAUCACCUUGAAGGAUGGGACCAAGGUGGACCUGAGGAGCGUGCCCAAGUUCCGGGAGAUCGCCGACUACUGCCUUUCUAUGGCUGAGGGGCCGAAGGGAUCGGAGGAGAGGAGUGGUGGCGGAGCAAGGGGAUUCUGAGUUCCAAGUUGGGAGCUUUAGUGAGGAUGUGGGUUUUCUUCUCCCAGCAGUAUGUUUUUUCAGAAUCCAUCCACAUAGGUCUAUGUCAUAAAGUGGGAGCCAAACUCAGGUACCAUACACCAAAUUCUCGCAUUCGGAGAGGAUCGGAUCAGAAGCUGCCGGUUCCAAGGAGUAUUUUGAAGCAUCUCUGUUGAAAGAUGGUAAAAGAUAGUGCUCUCAUCUGAACAAAUGGUUUUUUGUCCCCCUAUUUGAAUACCGUUGGUCUUUCCAUCUCUUAGUCAAAAGAGAGCACAUGCGUAGCUACUUUGCACAGCACUCCUAAUUAAAAAACAUUAUUGCUUCCA